This is a messenger RNA of Orbicella faveolata, 4034 nucleotides long. Its product is annotated as HMG domain-containing protein 3-like. NCBI's taxonomy places the organism in Eukaryota, Metazoa, Cnidaria, Anthozoa, Scleractinia, Merulinidae. The record is from RefSeq and is a predicted model, not a curated record.
UUCGUCUGCGUAAUACUAGCUUGGCUUUCGUCCUUGAAUUUAUUUUGGUAGCUUAGCUUUGUGAGUGCUUGAUCUUCGGAAUUUCAAAUUGCGUGAUCUUCAGAAUUUCAAUUUCAAUGUAUAAUACCUUACUACAUUUGCUUCGUUAUUCUUCGUUAUUUGAGCUUGCUUUUUUACUGUAUAUAUUGGUUUCGUUUUGACAUUGCCUCGCUUCACUUCGUUCUUUGUUCUUCGUUCUUCGCUUCGUUCUUAGACAUUGCGUGGUUUCGUUGUAACAUUCCAAUGAUUCCUUCUACAAGCACAAAACGGGGGUUUGGUGAAUGUUCGCGUUGCAAAAGUACAUAUUCAACGCGUUGGAAGCCAGCUAAAUGUCAGAGAUGUGGCUUCCAUCUUGGUGGAACGAAAGAACCAGCAACUAAAAAGCCAAAGAGCAGUUGUCCUGGUGCCGUUGUUGUUUUAGCCACCAAGGAGAUGUCAAUUUUCUCGGCUAGAACAAGUACACGCGACGAUCGUUGUUUUGUUAUGAAAGAAGGCGACUUGUUCUUUUGUAGCCACAAAGACUGCAUGAGUGUUCGUGCAACUUUUGUGUCUUCGGGACGUGCUGCGUCCUUUAGUUGCAAGCAUUCUGAAGAGUGUAAAGAUGCUGUUCCCCCUCAAGACACAUUCGAAUUAUCUCGCGACAAAAUUGAGGAUUAUAAUGGAGACGGUGCUUCCAAGGAAAUGCUCUCCGCUUUACUUGGGUCACAGAAUAGCAUGGCUGUUGUGGUGAAAGUAUCAGAUAUAUCUUAUGCUGUGCUUGGUUUUCCUUCAACCAAUAACACCAUGGGAUAUAUCCAUGUGAAGAUCUUGGAUGGGGUUUUGACCUGCAGCUCUAAAGACACUGACUGCAGGUCUUUCGUGGCGAAGGGAAGGUACGAACGGGCCAAGAAAUUUUGCGUCCAUCUCCACGCUAUCUUCUGCACCGGAGGCUACUGCCAAGAACAAGGCACCAGCACUAGCACUUCUCCUAUAGCUGAUCCUCUUCCUAGUGCCUCGUCAGCUUCAUCUUUACCGUUACAGCGGAUGAAAACCAUGGAACUAAACUCGAGCCGGCAGUUGCCUUACGAUUUCAUCUCCCCUGCACUUCUUACUGCAAUCGAUGCUCGCAAUGCUAGUUCUUGGCCCUCUCUAUUGUACCCAACGGCUUCUGCUUGUGGGUUAUGUGGGCAUAAUCUGGGGAAUCAAAUUAAGCAUCCUGGCAGCGAAGGGCAGGCUUACUUGGUUACUUCUGCAAGGCCGUAUUCGAAAGUGGAAGUCAGAAUAAAGGUAUGUCAGAGGGAUACCUGCAGAGCCAUUCACCAAGUAGACCCCUCGGACAUCGGCCUGUUUAAUGUAGCAGAUUCUGUGCUGAUAUCAUUUGACAUCCUAUUGGAAUGGCGUGAACAUUUCAAACUUGGACACCCUAUCAGUAAUGUGAUCAUGGCCAAGCUGACAUUCUUGAAUCAGAAGUUGGAACAGUCUCACAGAUUAUCAAAUGCAAAGCUGGAUUACAUUGCCAGUUUGUCCUACCAAGGAUUUUACUGUUUUGAGACCAUCACAACAAGAAACCUGGAUGAUGUUAUUUGUGGAAUUUGUGGAAUUGUUGGCGAAGUGUAUCUUGGUGAUGGCAACGAGAAGAACUGUUGUAACAAUAGCAGGAUUGAUUUUUCAAGCAUAGAUGACAAAAAGGAAGUGUGUUCACUGGAAAAUUUCAUGGAGAAAAUUCGUCAUCAUAUGAUUGAGCAGUGUGUGUAUAGCAGGGCCAACGAGCAUAUGAAAUUUGCUGCUGAAGAAAUUCCUCCAAUUAUUCCACCAGCAUUUAGAGGGUCUGUUGUUUUCAAUACUGAAAUGGACAAAAAUAGUGAAUUUUUGAAAGGCAGUCAAACCCCUGAAGGUGACUCCUACAAGCUGUUGAAUUUGGUAAAAUCCAAAGUUCUUGAUAUGGAAAAACUUCAAACCAUGUCAAAAGAGGAAUUAGAUGAUGUUGCAAGAAAUUGUGGGAUCAAAAUCUCCAGUAAAUCUGCUACCAAAUUACGUCUGGACAUCCAUGCUUUGUAUGCGACUCUGUUGGUAGGGUUAUGUCCAUGCCAUGGCUACAACAAGUCACCUGGUAGAACUGGAGGAUUUUAUCACUUAGUUUGUCGACAUGGAACAACUGUGGCCUCAAAGUUUUUGACAUUGGCUGAAUCUGUUAGGGAUGCUGCUGAUCUUUAUUUGUCACUGAAGUAUCCACCCCCUGUGUUUAUAAGUGAUUCUCCUUGUGGAUUUGCAAGACAUAUGGAGUGUCGUGUUCCUGAUAUCACUGAUAUUGUGUGGGGAGAAAACUAUGGCUGUUUUGAAAAACCAGAGUUUGGAAGACAUCCUAAUUGCGAUGUUGAUGUUCCCUACAUAGUCCCACAGGAAUAUAGAGACAUGUCAAGGCAGUUGCAAAACCCAGACAACCUAGAGAGACUCCAGCAUCCAGUAACCAUGACAACACGGCGCUAUGUUCUGGGUGAUCGUUUUCAUAACAAAUCCAAUCCUCACAAGUCACCCUUGUGUGUUUACCACGACAUUGACAAAUGCCGACAAAGUUUAACAAUUAAAACAAGUUAUCAGGAAGUUGAGAACUCGCGCAAAAACCAGCGGCGUUUACGCAGUUCUUGUGCACAAUCCUUUGGCACUCACUUCUUGUUUAAUUAUUUGAUGGACUACUAUCAGAAUGAAGCAAUAGUAGAACAUCAACGAUUACGACUUGAGUCCAUGCUGAAAGACGAUGAAACAAUUGCUCGGGAUGUUUACAAACGUUUUGUAAUUGUUAAGAAAUUGUAAUCAUUUUCAUUUCACUAAGUAAAUGCUGACUUCUGGUCCAGGAGAUUUUAAAAGUUCUAUAGUUUUCUAACAUUCCAAAAGCCCACCCCGUAACUUGCAAAUAACUGCCCACAAGUAAUGGUCUGCUCGUGCGUAGUUUCAUCUAAACAAUAUUAUGCUCAUGUGUGAUUGAAAUCACACUCUUGAAUCCAAUCUCAAGUGAAAAAUGGAACCUUCCUUAGGUUUAAAUAUGAAUACAAAACAACCUUGGUAAUUGAAUGACAAAAUAACUAUUGAACUUGCACAUAUUAUGAUUUGUUGGUGUUCUCGCUGAUUAAUUGAUUUGGUCGAAAUUGACAAACCAUGAUAUUUUGCUCCACUUCCUCUAAUAGUUAAUUAUUUUUCUUCUCACAGAAUCGACUGCUGUUGGAAUAAUAGUAUUUACUGUACAAUACACACUUCUGUCCUUAUCUUGGUGUGUAGGGAUUGCGAUUUACAUCCUGUAUUUCGUAGACUUCCUUAUAAAACCCGACAAUAUUAAUCAUGUCGUCUUGUUAUCAAGAUUUCUACCUCUUUUUCAACUUGGAAAAUAAUUAUUAUUUUGAAUUUUUGUUUUUUUGUUUUUUGGACUUUCUUCGUACCUUGUGUGCAUUAAAAACUUAUCGACAUGUAAUAUCACAUAUAUUGCCAAGAGAUACGUGGGUUAUGCUGGCUCCUGAAUUUUGGGGUCUGAGAAUGACCUCUUCUCACAGAUAAUUUCAGUUGAGUUCUGCAGCAUUCACUAUUCUAUAUUCAAGAUGUUGACUCCUGAUUUACAUGUUUGUGGUGUACGUUUAAUCAGUUGAUUUCUGCAUCAUGCAAUAUCCUGUGACAAUGAUUCAGUGAGUUGUGAUUUCUUCCUAAAAACCUUUUAGAAAAUUUUAGUUGGUAUAAUUGUAUGGGGAUACAAAGCACAAGUUCUUUGCUAUAGCUGGCAUUUUUCUCAUGGUUUUAACCUGACUUCUCAUGGUCUAAAAUAUCCUGGCCACAAUGAGUCGAGCUGGUUACUCGAUGAUACCCCCUGUGUCUUAGUGUGCAACUCUUUCAGCGAGGGAAUGAAAAUUUCCUACUGAAACUGAAACUUUUAUUAGGGUGAAGUACUUGUCCAAUGGGAUUUUCACCUAAGACAACAGGUUAAUGUCCUCUUGGGGAAGAGGAGGGGACUAGGAAACCAAAAAUUAUAAAUA